This is a messenger RNA of Fomitopsis serialis, 1993 nucleotides long. RefSeq lists its product as uncharacterized. Lineage: Eukaryota; Fungi; Basidiomycota; Agaricomycetes; Polyporales; Fomitopsidaceae. Gene Ontology annotation, molecular function: protein binding. The transcript has 5 exons. The coding region runs from base 64 to 1812 and encodes 582 amino acids. The record is from RefSeq and is a predicted model, not a curated record.
CUUGCCGCCACAUUAAACGAGAGGCUGAUACUUAGCAGCUCGGAGGCGACUCCGUGCAGCGCAAUGGGCAGCGCAGACCCGCUGGUCUCCAUCGCACAGCCUCCUGCCCAGUCGGUUGGUGUCCUCAAGCUACCCGCCGAGAUUAUAUUCGAGAUCUUGUCUCUACUCGACGUCUCGGACCUGCUUGAAGUUCGCAAGACAUGUAUGGAUAUAUGCCGGCUGUCCCAAGAUCGAUCCGUUUGGCUCAGGAUGCUUCUCAGUCAACGGUCGCAAGUCCCUAUACCCUCACCAUAUGAUGGCGAUCCUACCAACGCUACUCUUACUCUGGGAUCUGACGUCCUGGAACGACUGGUGCUCUCGAUAUAUUAUACUGAACGCUCUUGGCUACUUCCUCGCGCUCCCCCGAUUGCUUUGGGCUUCCCAGACCAGUCGGUCACUGCCCGUUUCUCCGAACAAAGCGGAAACACUGCUCUUUUUAUGGAGGUUCUUGCCGAUCGUUGGCUUCUGGCUAUAUACAAUGAGGGUCUGCUAUAUAUCUGGGAUCUCUUCGUCAAUGGGAACACGCCUAUCUCGACCUAUCGAAGAGCGGGUCUUGCGCCAGAAACAAAUUGCCGCUUCAGCACGCAGUUGUCUACAGAUGCUCUACUAUCGUCUGCGUGCGCGUCGUUGAGUGAAGAUAAUACCAUGUUAUUCAUUGCAACCGUUUCACAACAAGAUAUCACGGUCUCAAGUAUGCAACUACCCCCACAUUCGGACUCGAACGUGACUGGAAGUGUCGAGCUAACAGUCCAUACAAUACGAGUGUGGAAGCUGCCCAACCCCGCCCUGUCGGUUCGCGCAAUCCAUCCGGCUUCCAACUUCGCGUUCUUCUCCUAUUCGGACACUCUUGUGCUACUCCAGUGGGACUACGGGAAGGUGUGGCAACUGCAGACAAUUGAUCCGGUGAAUGACGAAGACUUCUGGACUGGUGUUAUUGCCGCGAAGUUCAUUUCGCCACGCCACAUACUUUGUUUCAAGACACAUGACGUGGAACUGCUCGCUUUGCCAAACACAUUCUCGCCCAACACCGGUCUAUCCAGCGGCUCCACCUCCGGAACAAACGUGUCUCACGGUCUUGUUCCAAUCAGAGCCUUCUCCCACUUCUUCCCUGGGCUGACCUUCAGAGGCGUCUCCGUGUCGGACCCAGAAGUUUCGUUAAGCGGUAUUCGCGCAGAGACCCGUGUCCGGGUCUCGUUCCUUGCGUACGACAUCCUACGAGGCCUCUUCCAUUUCCGUGUCUCAGUGCUUCUCCCUCCACUCGCCGACACAAGCGGCGACAUGCCAGACAUCCCGCCACCGCACAUGGCCGUGCGCCUACUCGCAGUACAUCGCUUGGCACAGCUAUAUACGACUUCCGGGGACGGUGUCGCCAACGUGCCUCGGUCCAGGAGUGGCUUCACGCCCGGGUCGCGUGGUUUUGUGUCGGCGUGCUUCAUGGGACGCACGGGCAAACGCGGUGUCUGGAUCGAGCGCAGACGCGGCAGCAUGCGGAGAAGCGUCAUCGCGUUCAGUACUGCGUUGGAUGCCCUAGACGAGGACGACUUCCUUGAUAAUGAAGUGCAUGCUGCGCCCGCUGGGGAGGGGAGCCGUUUAGACAGCGAACUGGAGCAGCAGGACUGGACGUUACAAGGCGAGGCGAGGACGAUCGACGGACGGGUCAUCUAUGAAGUGAAUUCCUACGACCUCCGAGACGAUAUCACGCAUUGCGCGUUCGCUGAAGCCAUGGGCACAGUAGUGCUUGGCAACCGCAAGGGAGAUCUCAAUCUACUAUGAACGGUAACCUCAUCGUAGACGACUCGAGGAUGACACGAUCUCGAAGCAGCUUUACCCUGAUCCUCUUGCAGCCUCAGUCAUAAAGACUGGGGAAACCCCGGAGAACAACAUGACAGUGUCGAUUUCUAAUGCACAGAAGUUGCUACAAUUUAUAAGGCAGGAUACAAUCUAGCUUCAAUUU